Phoenix dactylifera (date palm) is the source of this 729-nucleotide messenger RNA. RefSeq names its product monooxygenase 2-like. Lineage: Eukaryota; Viridiplantae; Streptophyta; Magnoliopsida; Arecales; Arecaceae. The record is from RefSeq and is a predicted model, not a curated record.
AUGGCGAUAGAUAAGAGAUUGUUUGAGGAAAGGAGUGAAGAGCUUGGUCUUGGAGUCCUCAGAGUGUUGAGGACCACAGGCUUCACAUUCGCCACAUGGACCGAUGCGUUAGGGGUAGGUGACUCUCUCCGGCAGCAUCAUCACAUUAUUAGCCACUCUCUCAAAUCAUGUCUGGAUAGACGACAUAUGGUACAAGCUGAAAGUGAUCAAGGCACCAAUAAUGUGAGUGUGGGUGGUUUUGAUCUUGGAUUGGGGAGUGUGAAGUUCACUUGGCACGAUCAGGUACUCCUCAAAGAUCAUCGAAUCAAGGAGGAUGGCUACUAUAUGCUUUUGCAUUUAGCAGAUGGGCAGACGCUCAAAACGCAGGUGUUGAUAGGGUGUGAUGGAGUAAAUUCAGUGGUAGCAAAAUGGUUGGGACUGAAGAAACCAUCCUUAUCUGGGCGUUCUGCUUCUAGAGGUUUUGCUGAGUUUCCAAAUGGCCAUGGUUUCAAGCCACUGAUUUCAGAGUACUUCGGAGGAGGUUCAGAUGAGGCUUGGAACAAUGCAGCGAGAGAGGCUUUUGCUGGUUUUUCACAUGGACUUCCUCCGCUAAAGUUGCUUUGGGGGAAUAUUAGGAAGGGAAAUGCUUGUGUCGCUAGAGACGCACUUCAUCCUAUGAUUCCUGAUCUAGGCCAAGGAAGUUGUGCAACACUUGAAGAUGGCGUUGUUUUGUUUAGGUGCUUGGUUUAA